Molecule: messenger RNA, 1005 nt
Organism: Orcinus orca (killer whale)
Lineage: Eukaryota; Metazoa; Chordata; Mammalia; Artiodactyla; Delphinidae
Gene: LRRC31
Product: leucine rich repeat containing 31
Exons: 7
Coding region: 1-1005 (334 amino acids)
Molecular function (GO): protein binding
Source: RefSeq, a predicted model, not a curated record
AUGAGUCAAACAGGGAACAAGAGUUCCUCAGAUGGAGAAACUAAACCCCAGACUUUAUUUGUCAACAAAUGCAUCAGGCGGUCAAAAUUCAGGUCCCCCAAAGCUGAAAACAGAAAAGAGAGCAAUGACCUUAAAACAACUGCUUUUCGACCCAGCGACGAGACACCGAAACCUAAUAUGAUGAGAUGGAGGAGAAAACCGUUCCUGCCGAAGUUGGGCAAAAACCCUGUCGACAAGUGUCUAGAUUUGAACAACUGUAGACUAACAACAGCGGAUGUGAGGGAGCUACUUGCUUUGCUGCCUUCUCUUCCAGACUUGGAAGAACUGGAUAUUUCCUGGAAUGAUUUCAUAGGCAGAACCCUUCAUUUACUCAUGCAGCAAAUGCAUCUUGUCAGCAAGUUAAAAAUCCUGAGGCUGGGUAGAUGCAGACUUACUGCUGAUGAUGUUCAAGCACAGGGAGAAGCACUUAAAGCGCUGCCUGAACUUGAGUUGAAUUUGUCCUGGAACAGUAAAGUGGGAGGAAACUUGCCUCUGAUCCUCCGGACAUUCCGAGAAGGGAGCAAGAUACAAAUGCCUGAGCUUGUGGACUACGCCCUCACGUCAGAAGAUGGGGCGUUUGUCGGUCAGUUGCUACUUAGGCUGCAAAACCUUGAAGUACUUGAUCUUUCUAUUAACAGAAACAUCGGUGGCAGUCUCAACAGUAUUGCUCAGGGAUUAAAAAGUACCUUAACUCUGAAAGUCUUGAAGUUACAUUCAUGUGGGUUAUCACAAAAGAGUGUCAAACUACUGGAUGCUGCUUUUAGAUACUUGUGUGAGCUGAGGACGCUAGACCUUUCCUGCAACAAGGAGAUGAGUGGAGGGUUCGAAGACUCCCCGGGGCUGGCCAUGCUCGAGCAUCUGGAGGGGCUGGAUCUUCACCAGUGCUUGCUGAUGGCCGACCACACGAUGUGGCUGAACUCUUAUCCCUCAAUUGGGGAAAAUGAGAAGAGUUCAAGGCUUUCAUGA